Messenger RNA from Pecten maximus, 1515 nucleotides. RefSeq names its product P cell-type agglutination protein map4-like. The transcript has a single exon. The record is from RefSeq and is a predicted model, not a curated record. Lineage: Eukaryota; Metazoa; Mollusca; Bivalvia; Pectinida; Pectinidae. The coding region runs from base 1 to 1515 and encodes 504 amino acids.
AUGGCGCUGGUUACUGUACCCAGUAUGACGGAUACUGUACCCAGUAUGACGGAUACUGUACCCGGUAUGAUGGAUACUGUACCCAGUAUGAUAUAUACUGUACCCAGUAUGAUGGAUACUGCACCCAGUAUGAUGGAUAUUGUACCCGGUAUGAUGGAUAAUGUACCCAGUAUGACGGAUACUGUACCCAGUAUGACGGAUACUGUACCCAGUAUGACGGAUAAUGUACUCAGUAUGACGGAUACUGUACUCAGUAUGAUGGAUACUGUACCCAGAAUGAUGGAUACUGUACCCAGUAUGAUGGAUAAUGUACCCAGUAUGACGGAUAAUGUACCCAGUAUGAUGGAUAAUGUACCCAGUAUGACGGAUACUGUACUCAGUAUGAUGGAUACUGUACCCAGAAUGAUGGAUACUGUACCCAGUAUGACGGAUACUGUACCCAGUAUGAUGGAUACUGUACCCGGUAUGAUGGAUAAUGUACCCAGUAUGACGGAUACUGUACCCAGUAUGACGGAUACUGUACCCAGUAUGAUGGAUACUGUACCCAGUAUGAUGGAUACUGUACCCAGUAUGACGGAUACUGUACCCAGUAUGACGGGUGCUGUACCCAGUAUGACGGAUACUGUACCCAGUAUGACGGAUACUGUACCCAGUAUGACGGAUACUGUACCCAGUAUGAUGGAUAAUGUACCCAGUAUGACGGAUACUGUACCCAGUAUGAUGGAUACUGUACCCAGUAUGACGGAUACUGUACCCAGUAUGAUGGAUAAUGUACCCAGUAUGACGGAUACUGUACCCAGUAUGACGGAUACUGUACCCAGUAUGAUGGAUAAUGUACCCAGUAUGACGGAUAAUGUACCCAGUAUGACGGAUACUGUACCCAGUAUGAUGGAUACUGUACCAAGUAUGACGGAUACUGUACCUAGUAUGAUAGAUACUGUACCCAGUAUGACGGAUACUGUACCCAGUAUGAUAGAUACUGUACCAAGUAUGACGGAUACUGUACCCAGUAUGACGGAUACUGUACCCAGUAUAGCGGAUACUGUACCCAGUAUGAUGGAUACUGUACCCAGUAUGAUAGAUACUGUACCCAGUAUGAUGGAUACUGUACCAAGUAUGACGGAUACUGUACCCAGUAUGAUGGAUACUGUACCAAGUAUGACGGAUACUGUACCCAGUAUAGCGGAUACUGUACCCAGUAUGAUGGAUACUGUACCCAGUAUGACGGAUACUGUACCCAGUAAGAUGGAUACUGUACCAAGUAUGACGGAUACUGUACCCAGUAUGACGGAUACUGUACCCAGUAUGAUGGAUACUGUACCAAGUAUGACGGAUACUGUACUCAGUAUGAUGGAUACUGAACCCAGUAUGAUGAAUACUGUACCAAGUAUGACGGAUACUGUACCCAGUAUGAUGAAUACUGUACCCAGUAUGAUGAAUACUGUACCCAGUAUGAGGGAUACUAUCUGUUCUCUUAUUGGUAGAUCAGCGUAUUUUCUGUGUUUUGAUAUUUAA